UGUUGCUCCUCCAAUCCCAGGAAGCGAAACACGCUCGGCACUUGAGUGAACUGUCGGAUCAAGAGGCAUGGAGAGCUACGUUAGUUUGGACCCAAAAACAAACCACAGACAAGUUAGCCGUCUUCAUUCCUGACAAAUAUCUAAACAGGAGAUAUACGUGAAGCUUGAUGGCAGAAUUCAUCGGCAGCGAAACGUAGCUGGACUACUACAUUGCAUAUGGUGGCUAACGAUCUACGUUUUGAUGAUGAACCUCAUGAUUAGGAAUAUUCACACGAUUUUUGAAGGGGCAGCGAGGAGGAUAAUAUCUCUGGAGUGAGUGAAGACCUCCCUCCUGAAGAAGUGUGAAACAUGCCCCUGCCAUUUGGCUUUAAACUCAAAAGAACUCGAAGGUAUACUGUUUCAAGCAAGAGCUGUCUCGUCACUCGGAUUCAGCUGCUCAAUGGAGAGUUUGUUGAGUUUACGCUUUCAGUGGAGAGCACCGGACAGGAAUGUUUGGAGGCAGUUGCUCAGAGACUCGAGUUAAGAGAGAUAACAUACUUCAGCUUGUGGUACUUCAACAAGCAGAACCAGCAGAGGUGGAUCGACCUAGAGAAGCCGCUGAAAAAGCAGCUGGACAAGUACGGGCUGGAGCCCACCGUUUACUUUGGAGUCGUGUUUUACAUACCCAGUGUCACCCAACUGCAACAGGAGAUCACAAGAUAUCAGUAUUACCUUCAGCUCAAGAAGGAUGUUUUGGAGGGCAGGAUCUCAUGCUCACUCGAUCAAGCUAUUCGUUUAGCUAGCCUGGCAGUGCAAGCCGAUUUUGGAGACUUCAACAGAUAUGAUUCUCAGGAGUUCCUUCAGAAGUUUGUCUUGUUUCCUAUUGACUGGAUCCAGGAUGAGAGAGUUCUGGAGGAGGCCACUCAGAAAGUGGCUCUUCUUUAUCAGUCCUUCAGGGGGUUAUCAGCCCCUGAGGCAGAGAUGUUGUACAUGCAAGAGGUGGAGAAAACGGAAGGGUAUGGGCAGGAAAGCUAUCAAGCUAAGGACAGCACAGGCACAGAUGUUUCCCUGGGAUCCUGCCUCGAAGGCAUCUUUGUUAAGCAUAAAAAUGGCAGGCCGCUUCUUCUAUUCAGGUGGAAUGAAAUUAACAACAUGAGUCACAACAGGUCUUUCUUUGCCCUGGAGCUCACCAACAGAGAGGAGAGUGUUCAGUUCCAGACCGACGACAUGGAAACCUCCAAAUAUGUGUGCCGGAUGUGUCUGGCCAGACUCAAGUUUUAUAAGAUUAACAAGAGUAGCCUCCAAAGCCAGCCCACGGUUGUCAAUCCAGUCAGACGGAGAUCGUCGACUAGAAUAUCUCUGCCAAAGCCACAGGGCUACAUGAUGCCGCCUCCACAAAUGCACUACAAUGGCCAUUUUACAGAGCCGUACACAUCAUCCCAAGAUAACCUGUAUAUGAACAAUCAGAAUGGUUAUUACUACCACUCCCAGACCAGCCUGGACUGCUCCCCUCUGGAAUACAGCAGCGGAGGGCGUUUACGUAACGGCAGCGUGUACAGCGCUCACAGCACCAGUUCUCUAACCAAUCCCCAGCACUACCUUCAGCCCUCACCCAUGUCCUCCAACCCCUCCAUCACCAGCGAUAUCACCAGGCCGGACUACAUCCCCUCUCACCGCCACAGCGCUCUGAUCCCACCCUCAUACCGUGCCACUCCUGAUUAUGAGACAGUGAUGCGUCAGAAGACCAGAGGAGGGAUGGUUUUGUCUCAGGAGCACCGGCGCCACUCAAUGAGAAACCUGAAUAUAGGAAACUCAUAUGCCUACAGCAGACCAGACCCUUUGGUGUACAGCCAGCCAGAGAUCAGAGGGGAGCAUGGUGGAGCAGCCCCACACCACCACUAUCCCUUCCAUCUGGGUUCCAGCUUUCACAGUCCCUCUCCAUACCCCUACCCUAUCGAGAGGAGGCCUGUGGUGGGGGCGGUGAGCGUCCCUGAGCUCACUAAUGUCCAGUUACAGCAGGCUCAGGAGUACCCAGCCCCAAACAUCAUGAGAACACAAGUAUACCGACCACCACCACCCUACCCUUACGCCCAUCCUCGGCCUGCUAACAGCACACCAGACCUGUCGCGUCACCUGUAUGUCAGCAGCAGCAACCCAGACCUGAUCAUCACCAGGCGUGUGCAUCACUCUGUUCAGACUUUCCAGGAGGACAGCCUUCCUGUAGCCCACUCUUUACAGGAGGUAUCUGAACCCCUUUUCAGCGGACCCCCACCCAGACACCCAUACCAUGCUCAGAAACGUAACUCAAUUGAGAUUGCAGGAUUAGCUCAAAGUCUCGAGGGGAUGAGGGUCAAAGAGCGGACUUUAUCUUCUUCUGCAGUUGAAUCUGCCACGCCUCCACCUGUUUUGCGUGGUGGCCCCUCUCAAGGCUCUCAGCUCAACGUGUUUCUGGAACGUGCCAAAACAGAGGACAGGGCUGGCAUUAAGGAGAACUUACAGUACGGACACAAAAAGUCCCUCUCAGAUGCCACCAUGCUGGUUCACAGCAGCGGAGAGGAAGAGGAGUUUGAGGAGGACAACGGACGCCACACUCCACUUUCUCAGGGUGUGGCGGCGACUCUCUCCAAGCAGCUGCCCCAACCACAUCAGAGUCUGACAUCUCUGACCUCUCUGACCAAUCAGCAACAGACUCCCAUCGAACCGCCUCCUGCAUACCCCAUAGGCUCCUCUCUUGACCCCGCCAUCACCAGCUCCCUGUCCUACAAGGUGCACCCCUUGAUUCAGGAGGAUGAGCCCCUUUACCUGUUAUCAGAUUUAAGACAGCCUAGGAUUAUGCCCUCCGUCUCUGAGGGGGACCUGAGUGGGCAGGCCAAGCAGAAGACGAAGAAAGACUUCAAGAAGAGGCCUGUGUCUGAUGUGCCUGCUGGGAAGAAAACAGUGGAGGGACUGCCCCCACCGGGCAUGAGGAAAGGAGCCAGGUCAGAGGUAAAGAAGAUGGGCCCUCUGAAAGUGGCCCACCUCAACGGCCUUUCUGUGUCCAGGCAGCCAAUGUACGACGAGGUGAAGGAUGAGCCUGAACGUGCCUCUAAUGACGAGAGGUGUAAAGUUCUGGAGCAGCACAUGGAGCGGGGCGAGCUGUUGAAAGAGUAUGAGAGCAUCCCAAAGCGCCGUCUAUCAUGCGACUGCACCAUCGCCCAACAGCAAGAGAGCGCUGACAAAAACCGCUUCCAAGACGUCAUGCCUUACGACGACACCCGAGUAGAGCUGGUCCCCACUAAAGAGAACAACACCGGAUACAUCAAUGCAUCACAUGUCAGAAUAACAGUAAGUGGACAGGAGUGGAGCUACAUUGCCACGCAGGGUCCCAUGUCAAACACCUGUCAGGAUUUCUGGCAGAUGGUAUGGGAGCAGGGUGUCUCUAUCAUCGCCAUGGUAACUGCUGAGGAGGAGAGUGGUCGGGAGAAGAGCUUCAGGUAUUGGCCCCGGCUCGGCUCACGACACAACACAGUGACAUACGGUCGCUUUAAGAUCACCACGCGGUUCCGCACAGAGUCGGGCUGCUAUGCCACCACAGGGCUGAAGAUCAAACACCUCCUGACGGGCCAGGAGAGGACCGUGUGGCACCUGCAGUACACAGACUGGCCUGACCACGGCUGUCCCGAGGACUUCAAGGGCUUCCUCACCUACCUGGAAGAGAUCCAGUCUGUGAGGAGACACACUAACAGCAUCAGUGACCCAAAGAACACAAACCUACCUGUGCUGGUCCACUGCAGUGCUGGAGUGGGACGGACUGGGGUGGUCAUCCUCUCUGAGAUCAUGAUCGCCUGUCUGGAGCACAAUGAGGCACUCGAUGUGGAAAAAUUCCUGCGGAAGCUGCGUUCUCAGCGGAUGAUGAUGGUGCAGACCUUGUCUCAGUACACCUUCAUCUACCGGGUCCUCGUCGAAUACCUCCGUAACUCAAGACUCAUAUGAAUGCAAGUGUUUGUUCAGCUCAUUACUCAGUCAUUACAGAUGACGGUCGGAAGGAGUUUCCUGCAGGUUCACAGUAAACCGCAUGGGUUGUUCAGACAAACACGGCUGAAGGAAGUAUUUGUGGGUAUUUAAGAAUGAUGCCACAAGAAGGAGCAUGAAAAUUUAUCUUCCUCCAAACAGUAUUAUAUAUUAUUUUUACAGACAUUAUUGCUUGAUAAAAACUAGCACUUUUACUGUACUUUGCUGUACAUAAUGAACCAAUGUUAAGCUGCAUAAAAAAACAACACUUUUAUUGUAGGUUUGUAUCAAAAACAGUUGUAUUUUUAAUCGACAACGGUCACUUUUUAAAAGACUUUUGGAAUGCUGUUUGGGAAAGGUUGGUUCUGAGAAUAAUGAAGGAGUUUUCUAUGAGAAUGAAGGAAGUGGAAGUGGACUAAGUUGUGAAAAUAUCCGAUUGUCGCAUGAAGGUUUGGUUGCAGAGCCUAGAGUUCAGAAGGAUGUUAUAUUAUUUGAAACACUGGAUUGACGAGAUAGCACAAGUUCCAGAAUAGUAUCAUUGAGUUAAAAAUAUGAAUGACUAAGGAGGAUUUUGUUGGGAUUAAAACUGGAGAAGUCAUUCGAUACCUUUACUUUCCCUCACUUUGUUUGUAUAACUCAGAGGGCUAUCUUUGAGAGGAGGCGGUAUGAUUUAAAAUACUUUAUCAAGACCAAGUGCCUAAAUACCUGCAUAGUGAAGCUGAAAGGGCUGUGCAUUUUUGCAUCCUAUGAAGGAAGAUUUUCAGUCGUUUAUUGCUUCUUUGAUUGCAGUGAUUUGUGUUUCUUAAAGCCAAUCAAAACAUUUGACAUCAAUCCCUGCGUAAAGCACCAGGAUUGCAAACGAAUGUUAUCAUGAUAAAAGGUAGAAUCGAUUUAGACGUAUACAGUUGUGACAGUUUUAUUUUGUUUCAAGAAUUAGGAAAGGGGCAGUGUGACAGUAUUCACAUGUGCUGGCUGUGGUGCUUUGUGUGAAACAGGAGAAGUGGACAAACCGUCUUUACUUACUUCCACGCUUGUUUUCAAAUCCCUGAUGUUACAAACAGCCUCCUGACUAGAACUGAGCGCCUGCACAAUCAUGUUUGACUGGUCCCUGCACACUGUCUGUCUGUUUCCUGCUGCUGUUUGAGGUCAUUUUAAGGGCUAAUGAAGUUUCCCUUUGCAGACAUCAUGCUUACAGGCAUUGCAAAGUUUACAUGAAGGAACAUAUCUAUCAUUUAUUUAUAAUUUGGCCAAAGUAAAAUGUUGAUCCUCAUUUGUCUUACCCUGAAGUUUCUGUUGUUCGUUUCAGACGCAUGGGCCAGAGUUAACUGGAGAUAAAUCUGUCUUGACUGACGUUUGACUUAUUUUGACUGGAUCUUUUUAGAGGCCCGUAAGAAUUUGCUUCAGUGUUUGUUUUCGGUUUUUAAAAUGCUUAUUGAGUCUUAUUUUGAAGAAUGAAAAGAGUGACUUUUGUGGCCAAGUGUUUUUGUCCAUGUACAGGUAUGUUCAUAAUGUACACAGUGUAAAAUUUUGCUUUUAAUAAUAUUGGUUGUUGUACAAACGUAUGUAUAAACUUUAUCUAUUGAACAAAGAAAUGUUUUGCCAUUGGAAAAAAACGUGUAGAACUCUUCUCAGCCAAGAAUAAAUCAUUGGAAAUAAAUUGUUUUUCUAGCGAGUU
Molecule: messenger RNA, 5644 nt
Organism: Notolabrus celidotus (New Zealand spotty)
Lineage: Eukaryota; Metazoa; Chordata; Actinopteri; Labriformes; Labridae
Gene: ptpn21
Product: protein tyrosine phosphatase non-receptor type 21
Biological process (GO): protein dephosphorylation
Cellular component (GO): cytoskeleton
Molecular function (GO): protein tyrosine phosphatase activity
Source: RefSeq, a predicted model, not a curated record